AGCAACCGAUCUGAAAGGUAGACUUAUACAAUCAGUGAGAAAAAUUCAAGAAACUGUACUAAUGCAAUCGCGAACAGUCGUUUCCAAACGAAUGCUCAGAAGCCCUGGUGUUUCACAAGACCCAGCAAAGAGAAAUGUUAGUCUUCUUUUACCUAUAAAUUAUGUAGAACCUGUAAAAAUAUUGCCAUUUUCUGACAUAAGCAAUACAUGUAUGCAGCCAGUUGCCAAUCCAGUUAUCAAAAAACCAGUUAGAAGGUCAUUAGCAUUACCUAGCACAAGUACCCCAGCUGUCCUUAGUGGAGAAGUAGAGUUUUUUUUUUACAGUUUCAUUUUACUGCUGGCAAGAAGUCUAGCAGUUGAUAAAUGUGAUAAAUGACCAUUCAAACAUGAAAGAAAACUUGGAUCACUCUUUCAUAUCCAAGUGGAAAGAGGACUCAUCUUGUGAGGAAUGAGCUUCACCAGUCAAUGUGCAAGGCCAUUUGCAGGUCAGAAAAUGUGGAACAGACAGUCCUCUGUUUAUUGGUAAAGGAAAAUCCCAGAGUAGUUGUAAAUGCUGCAGCAAAAAUUGUAUCGGAAGAAUCCAGAGAACUAUGUAAACAGAACUCAAAUUCUCUCUUAAGAAUGAAAGAUCAGGAGAGUCUUAUGUCCUUCACAUGGGACAAAUUUAAUAAAGAACUGGAAAUCCGGGCCCCAAAUUUAUUAAGAGUUGUAAGUUCAAUUGUGAGUGAUAUUCCUACAGUAAUUGGAGAGAAGAAAUACAUGAAUAUCCUACACACUGUUGCAUCAGGUCUCCAUGGGCGUAGUAUGGAAAUGUCAGGACUUCACUACAGCAUAGCUUUUGUCCUUGUUCAUGGAGGAUGUACGCUUAGGGAUAUCGAUAGACUUGCCAAAAUUGGACUGUGUGUUUCUUCAAGUUCUGUCCAUAAGAAGCUGUCUUCAUGGAAAGAUAGCUUAGACGAAGCAGUGAUAAAGUUACGUACAGAUUGGGAAAAUGGUGGGCGCAUCAAAUACCAGUUGGUUGGUGAUAACUGGGACAAAAAUAUACUUCCAUCAUUCAGAACAUCCCAGCAGACAACAACGUCACUACAUUUGUUCAACACCAUUGCAGUAGUGGAUAGGGUUGUGCCAGUGCCUUAUGAUGUGCCAAAUAUGGAUGCAAACAGUGAUAUUGAUGCCGAUCGCUUUGUACCAUCUGUUGAGGAGCAAAAGUUGCUCAUGGAUGAAUUAGUGUUCAUUGUUGCAUCAUCUGUAAUCAGCAAUGUACCACAGAUGAGAGACAUAUUUGGAAAAAUUUACCCAAAGCAUCUUCAUCAUGAAUUUAGUGACCAAGCUGGAGAAAAAACAAAACAGUAUCCUCUGGGCCUUACAGACUGCAAUGAGAAUAAAACUGCAGAAGUGAUUAAGAUGUUAGGAGAAUUUCAACACAAGUAUGUUCCAUUCAAGAAUGAUGAAAUUCACGAACCAGUUUUUUUUGGUGGUGAUAGACUGACGGACGAAAGAAUUCAAUCAGCCCAACAAGCAAUGCUGAAUGCAGAAUCCCCAGCAGGGAGGCUUGAAGGCUUUAUUUCUAAGAUUGAGGACUUUCAUAGGCUGAUGAAUUUUUUAGAGGCCAUCGCAAAGUUGACCUACAGCACAGAUUCUGCCAGUGACCCAGGCACAAUGUUCUACUUUAGAAACAAGUUGAAUGCUAGAAAUGUUAAAGGCAAAGUGCGUGAUUCAUACAGGGCGCAUAAAUACUUAUAUUAUACUGUUCUGGAUGCUCUUUGUUGCGUGAUGUUUCUGGAUGAAUUUGACGUUGUGAACUUUGAUGACGUAAUACCCCUCCCUGAAAAUGUCUGUGACAAAUCGGAUGAUGAAAAAAUCGCUUGGAUAAAUGAAAUUUGUAAGAAUAUACUGAGAAAACACUUCUUCAAUGAAUGUGAUGAUUUGAUGGAAACAUUAAGAGAAAUUCUCAAUGAUCCUAAUCAUCCAGAAAACUAUUGGAUUUCCAAUGUAAAUGAUGGUCGUGUACAAUGCCACUUUUGUGAACGAUCAUAUGCCUAUGUAGGUUCACUAAAAGUACAUGAAGAAACCAAACAUAAUGCGAAUGUCCCACCAGUGGUCAAACCAAAAACAUCGAGAGGAAGUGAAAGUGAUGAUGUUGAAAGCUAUUGCAAUGUGUUGUUCAAAUUAACUUUGUUGCACAAAAACUUGGAUAGUGCUGUGGAUAUGGCUGAUGGAAACAGGAGUGUUCGAUCUGCUAAAUAUGAACUACCUGUGUACAAUUUAACUAACAAAACCAAAUAUGCUAUCGGUUCAAUCCAUUUGAUUGCAUUAACAGAGGGCAUUCUAUCAGCUGACCAACGAGUGCGACUGACAGCAAAUAGGUUCAUAAAUUUACAUGGAGGAGUCAACAAUAAUAUGGCGUUAGAUGAGUAUGUAGAACUCUUAAACCGCGACAGUAAAAUUGCCUGCUCAGGUUUCCAGACCAAAGACAGUAUUUUGUACCACUCUAAGGAGUUCCCAAUGGUUGUGAACUUUGUGAAACAUCAUGACUCAAUUUGUGACGUAACACAACGAAAAGGGUUUCAUCAUCUGCCCUCUUAUUUGGAAGAUGUGAAGAAAAUUGCCGUUGAACUUGCAGAAAUGAAAGCUAUUAAACAUGUAAAUGGUAGAAAAUUAAAAUGUAAAUCCUUGACCUCUACAGGGAAAGACUUAUUUGACAAAUGCUUCCAGCAUUUAGGAACACUGAUUUUCAAACAUAAACCUUUGUAUGCAUAUCACAGACUUGGAAAUAAAAAGAUGUAAAUGUU
Saccostrea cuccullata (small rock oyster) is the source of this 2792-nucleotide messenger RNA. RefSeq lists its product as uncharacterized. The coding region runs from base 466 to 2787 and encodes 773 amino acids. NCBI's taxonomy places the organism in Eukaryota, Metazoa, Mollusca, Bivalvia, Ostreida, Ostreidae. The transcript has 8 exons. The record is from RefSeq and is a predicted model, not a curated record.